GGUCGGCCGUGGCUGAGGCGGCGGCGGCUGAGUCACGGCUGGGGCUGAGGCGUUUGGGCCGCCUCGUCAGUCGCCGCCGCCGUCGCCGCUCGGGGCGGGGGAGGGGAUGAGGCAGCGGGCGACGGACGGGCGGACCCUGCGGCUGCGACACUGAGGCGGCGCCGGGCCCGGGCCUGGCCUGUCGCCCGCCGGCACCAUGAUGGAGGAGAUGGACCGCUUCCAGGUGCCCGCCGUGCGCGCAGAGAUGCAGCCGCUGGACCCAACGGCAGCGUCCAUCUCUGACAGGGACUGUGAUACACGAGAGGGAGAGACUGUAGCUAUGAAUUACAAACCAUCCCCACUACAAGUCAAGCUAGAGAAACAGAGAGAGUUGGCUCGUAAGGGAUCUCUGAAAAAUGGGAACAUGGGCAGUCCGGUAAAUCAACAGCCCAAGAAGAACAACGUGAUGGCACGAACAAGGCUGGUUGUUCCCAAUAAAGGCUAUUCCUCCUUAGACCAGAGUCCUGACGAGAAGCCGUUGGUAGCGCUGGACACUGACAGUGACGAUGACUUUGAUAUGUCCAGAUAUUCCUCCUCGGGAUAUUCCUCAGCGGAGCAGAUCAACCAGGACUUGAACAUCCAACUGCUAAAGGACGGGUAUCGAUUAGACGAGAUCCCGGACGACGAGGACCUCGACCUGAUCCCCCCGAAGUCGGUCAACCCCACUUGCAUGUGCUGUCAAGCCACCUCCUCCACUGCCUGCCACAUCCAGUAAACGAGGAAAGCCCUGGGGAAGGGGCGAUCAGCGCUUUCCGCUAUAACUGUAAAACUUAACAGCCAUUGCUUCCUCCUAUGGUAGGACGUGCACCUCUUUGUGUUAAUGGAGCCAGGAGAAACCAAAAACAAACAAGCGAAAGAUUAAUUUUACGAUCCUCUCCUCAUUUUCAUUUGAGCCUAGCAUAAGCAAACUCUGAAGCGCCGGGUGCACGUCUCUGGUCUGGAAGGCUGAUCUGGAUCCCUUUGGACCUGGACAGGUGUCGGAAGGUUCACAGGUGGGGUCUAGGUGUGGUAACCGGUUGAGGCAGCUUCCGAGAGCCCUGCUGGGUCGUGCUUUUAUCCAGGUGUGGGAGCGGGGAGGCGAGGUCUCUGGCUUGGGAAGGGACUAUCGGGAUGAAAUUUAUUCUGGAGGAACCGCUGCUUCUGUGCUGACGCCGACUGGCUCCAAGCAGGGAGGUUAAGUACAGUGUUUCUUGAUAAGGCCAAGACAAAUUCGUGGUUUAAAAAAAAAAAUUACAGGCUGCAUGCAGAUGAAACACAAGGGGCACUUGGAACUUGCUUCACGCUAAACAGUGUGAGAUGGAUAACGACACUCUGCACGCUCUCACAAGAGAACAGCCUACCCAUUCUUUUUUCCCCAAAAAAGUCCAGUCUUGACAUUUGCAUUGGAGACACCUUGCCUGUCUUAAGAUAGCAAAAGCCACUCGGUCUGUACCAGGGUCAGAAUGUGCAGUCUGGUUCCCACAAACAGGAGUCAGUGAGAAACAUUCGUAUGUCUGUGACAAAGCUGAAAAUUCUGUACCCGCAAUGCUUUCGUGCCAAGAGAAGAGUCGCUCUGCAUCUGGCUUGGGGGUCCCCCUCCCUCAUCUAGCUCCCGAGAGGCCUCUGCCCUGGCCAUUGUCUUGGCUUGUGUGGGCCCUUCUAUCCCAGCGGCUGCAAAAGCAGCCAUAUUUCUGCCGAGGGCUCCGUCUCUUCAAAAAUGAGGGUAUGGGAAGUUAGGGUUCCACUCGCUCAUCCCGCAACAUGUUAGCAGUUGGGUUUCGUUCUUAGCUUUUCUGUGUCCCAGGAGUCCUGUUGCCAGUUCAGAGUCUUGCGCGUGAUGUCCCGUGAAAUGGAGCUGCUUCCCCCAGGAGGAAGCAGCUGUCGAGCAAAAUUCUGUGCCUGUUUUCCUGUCUGACAUCAUUAGCCUGCUGCUGACACGGAGCUGUGGGUGAGCCACGUGCUGAUGAUGAGGGAUGAUGAUGAGGGCGGCAUCUCGCAGAGGGGAAAUGGACAGAGGUCUUGCCUCUGCCCGGCAUUAUUUUGCUUGUGUUGAGCUUUUUUGCGCACCGCUUGUUCAUUUUUCGGGACAUUUUGCGCACUGCUUGUUCAUUUUCCAGGACAAUUCCGGGACAUUUUCUGUGCAGGGUUGUGCCGAAGGGGCAGCCCUCCUGCUUUCCCGGCCGUGGCAAGCAGCCGGCCCUCAUUUUAAAUUGUAAAAGGUGGUUGAAAGUUUGUUCUAGUAACUCCACAAGUUCUUUUUUUAAAAGGUUAAAAUCAAAUUAUGCGUGUCCCUUUUUAUUGGCCGGGCCUCAGACCUGCCUACUAGCAGAACUGUUAGCAGAAUAAUUUGCUCUUCUCCUUCUUCCUGCCCUGCGAAAGAAGGUCUUCAUUCACCAUGUCAUGUUUGUCAUACUUGUCAUACAGUCGAUUAAACAGCCCUCCAUUUUAUGCA
Messenger RNA from Sphaerodactylus townsendi, 2470 nucleotides. It is a transcript of the gene FAM219A, whose product is annotated as family with sequence similarity 219 member A. The transcript is spliced from 6 exons. The record is from RefSeq and is a predicted model, not a curated record. NCBI's taxonomy places the organism in Eukaryota, Metazoa, Chordata, Lepidosauria, Squamata, Sphaerodactylidae. Bases 197 to 754 code for a protein of 185 amino acids.